Messenger RNA from Exophiala aquamarina CBS 119918, 2409 nucleotides. RefSeq lists its product as uncharacterized. The record is from RefSeq and is a predicted model, not a curated record. NCBI's taxonomy places the organism in Eukaryota, Fungi, Ascomycota, Eurotiomycetes, Chaetothyriales, Herpotrichiellaceae. The transcript has 2 exons. Gene Ontology annotation, cellular component: nucleus; cytoplasm. Bases 1 to 2409 code for a protein of 802 amino acids.
AUGUUUAUGAUCAAAAACGUGAGCAAGUACCUGUUCGGAGAUGCGUCCAAGGAGGUCAUUACCGAAAUCCCCCAAGGCCAGCUCUACAUCGUACGCCCAAGGUCGCCCAAAGGUUACUCUGAGCUCAUCUAUAAAGACGCUGUCGCAUCCAUCAGACGAACGGGCCAGGAAUUUCAGUACCAACUCGUCAUUCAACGUGCCUAUGAAGAAGGCGAAGAAGAGCUAGCUGAAGACGACGAGGAUCAAGGCCUUGAAAGUCUAGAUAAAGACGAGAAGACCUUCCUCCUUGACCAAAGCCUCCACUUUAGAUGCGAACAGAGAACUAGUGGCGAGUACGUUCUCGCUUGGCGUGAUCUUAGUGGUGAUCAAGGCGACCUGUACGAAUUUGUCUGCGACUCUUCAGCACAGGGUGAUAGGGUACAAACGUUCGUCCUUGCUGCCAUCGACUCACAAUUUGAACGCAAGUAUCGGAGAUCUGCUCAGAAAGCAACCGAGGCUGAGCUCCAAGAAUUUAACUUUGACGACGACGACAUCAUUCCUUUGGCAAGCUCUGUUCCUGAACUUGCUGACCCUAUGCCUACAAGCAAAGAAUCUGCCGAGCGCAUGGCGAAAGACGUCAAGUCGUCCAGGAAAGCGAAGAGGUCCAUACCCGAGUCCAUCACUGCUGGCCCAACAGAAGCUCCAGUGGCAAAAAGCGCCCCAAGCGUUGGUGAAGUUCUCGCAAGCCAAACCGCCGAACUUCACUUGUUCGAUUUCACAUCCGGUACUUUCAUUUUACAAGACUCUUCAGUGACUGCUGUGGUCAGUGAUCUUGGCAAAUGGCGUUAUUGGUUGCAGAUCACCAGCUCUGAUGGUCGAGAAUGGCUUGGUCAAGAAGUGGUCGCCGAUAUCAAUCCCGUCUUCAACUUCGAGUAUCUUUCGGCUAUCUUCAACCAUUAUACUGAUGAUGAGUCUGCAUAUUCCUGGCUUCUGCGUUUCCCAGACCAACCAACGCUGGAAAACUUUCAAGAAGGCAUCAUGCAGGCUCUAUGGGAACAAUUGAAUGAGACCAAAUGGUCAAAGGUUCAGGACCAGGAUCGAGAAUAUGUUCUGGAAGCAUUCAACGAUUUGACUAUGGACGAUGCCCCUGACGGUGAAGAAGAGCUCCUGGAAGAGGAAGAGGAUGAGGAUGAGGAUGACAGUCAGGCUGGUCAGCGCAGUGAACAUUACGACUCGGAUGAAUCAGAGGAUGAUGUUGAGCUGGGUGAUAAAGACGGCAAUGUGAACUCGCAGCUCGCUGUGGGAACGAAGCACGACCGUUCCUUUGUCGUCCGGGGGUCUAAGAUUGGCGUAUUCAAGCAUCUCCCAAACCGACAUCUUGAAUUCACCACAAAUAUCUCCAAAGUCCAGACACCAAAAGGACGCGCUUUCAAACCCAGCAAGGUUAUGCUACACGCCGAAGACCAGAACAUGGUGAUGCAAGAUGAGAGCAAUCCAAACUCGCUAUUUCGCAUGGACCUUGAGUAUGGUAAAAUUGUGGAUGAGUGGAAAAUCCACGAUGAUAUCCCAGUCACCAACUUCGCCCCCGAAACAAAAUUUGCCCAACAAACCUCGGCGCAACCCUUCAUUGGACAUAGCAGAAAUGCUCUCUUCCGCAUCGAUCCCCGUGUUGCAGGCAAUAAGCUUGUGGAGAAUCAGCUAAAGCAGUACAUGUCUAAGAAUGACUUCUCUGCAGCUGCCACAACAGAAAAGGGUCACAUUGCAGUUGCGUCCAACAAGGGCGAUGUGCGUCUGUUCGACCGUCUUGGAGUCAACGCCAAAACUCAUAUUCCUGCUCUCGGUGAAUCAAUCAUUGGCCUUGACGUCAGUGCAGAUGGACGUUGGCUCCUUGCAACUUGUCGUACGUAUCUUCUACUCAUUGACACACUCCAGAAAAGUGGAAAGAACGAGGGCAAGCUUGGCUUCGAACGAUCAUUCGCAAAGGAUAGCAAGCCACAGCCACGUCGACUUGGCUUGACACCAAGUCACGUCGCUCAGUUUCAACACGAGACUGGUUCACCCCUCGCGUUCACCACCGCCAAAUUCAACACUGGGGAAAGUAUGCAAGAAACCAGUAUCAUCACCUCAACCGGCCCGUUCCUUGUAACUUGGUCCCUUAAGAAGGUGCUAGCAGGUAGCAAGGACCCCUACCAGAUCAAGCGUUACAGUGCCCAAGUCAUGGCCGACAACUUCGAGUUUGGUUCCGAUAAGAAUGUCAUCCUCGCAUUGCCAAACGAAGUCGACAUGGUCAGUCGCAAGACCUUCAAGAAACCUACAAGAGACAGCAUCGCAGGACCCGCAGCUAGGCUUAGUGGAGGCGCAUUGGCAACACCAAGACGAGGCACACGACAAAGCCACCUUAGGGACGAUAUAGUGAACAGUCCUUAUUGA